UUUUUCUCCAAAACUAUCGACCCUUCAUUCUUCAAGUGCAAUCGUGUCUUGAGUCUGUGGAGUGGUUACGGUAACGAGAAACUGCUGUUCCUCAGCUGAUACGCGGCAUCCUCCCCCUAUGCAGCCUCCUCAAUCAGAUUGCGAGGGCUAAGCCCACCGCUUCAGUUUGCCGUCUGGAAGGUGAGCGUCAAUGACCUAGAGUGCACGAUGUUAGACAACGAAGAGCUGGUCCUGGAGCCUCAACCGCGGGAGCUCACCCAGAACCCGCUCCGGAAGAUCUGGCUGCCCCACAAAAGCGCCCACAUAGCUCACAGACGGGUGUGUACGACAAACUGCCCAACGCUCAUUGUGACGGUAGGACUUCCUGCCAGAGGGAAAACAUACAUUUCCAAGAAGCUAACUCGCUACUUGAACUGGAUAGGGGUGCCAACCAAAGAGUUCAAUGUUGGCGACUACCGGAGGGAGUGCCUGAAGAUCUACAAGUCCUUUGAGUUUUUCCGUCCUGAUAACGAAGAAGGCGUAAAAAUCAGACGCCAGUGCGCCACGUCGGCCCUCAAUGAUGUCCGGCAGUACCUGUGUGUGGAAGGAGGACAUGUGGCUGUGUUCGACGCCACCAACACGACGAGGGAAAGGAGGGGAACCAUCAUGAAGUUUGCAGAGCAGAAUGGAUUCAGAGUGUUUUUUGUGGAGUCUGUGUGUGAGGACCCAGACGUCGUUGCACAAAACAUUGUGCAAGUCAAACUGGAGAACCCAGACUACAUUCACUGCAACUCCGAUGAAGCCAUUGAAGACUUCAUGAACAGAAUAAAGUGUUACGAGUCCUCCUAUCAGCCUCUGGACGAGGUUCUAGACAGGGACGUGUCCUACAUAAAGAUCAUGGACGUGGGCCGUCGUUACCUGGUGAAUCGGGUGGUGGACCACAUCCAAAGUCGAAUAGUCUACUACCUGAUGAACAUCCACAUCACCCCGCGCUCCAUCUACCUGUGUCGCCAUGGUGAGAGCGACCUCAAUAUCAAGGGACGCAUCGGGGGCGACUCUGGCCUGUCUGCCAGAGGAAAGGAGUAUGCCCAAAGACUGAGGAAUUUCAUCGAGGAACAGAAGAUUAAAGACCUGAAAGUCUGGACCAGCCAGAUGAAGAGAACCAUCCAGACAGCAGAGUGCCUUGGGGUGCCCUACGAGCAGUGGAAAGCUCUCAACGAGAUCGAUGCCGGCGUGUGUGAAGAAAUGAUGUACGAGGAGAUCCAGGAGCAUUUCCCCCUGGAGUUUGCCAUGAGAGACCAAGACAAAUACCGCUACCGCUACCCUAAAGGAGAGUCGUAUGAAGACCUGGUGCAGCGGCUGGAGCCGGUGAUCAUGGAGCUUGAGAGACAAGAGAACGUCCUGGUCAUCUGUCACCAGGCCGUCAUGCGAUGUCUUCUUGCGUACUUCCUGGACAAGACUGCACAUGAGCUGCCUUAUCUGAAGUGCCCUUUGCACACCGUGUUGAAAUUGACCCCCGUGGCCUAUGGCUGUAAAGUGGAGUCUGUGUAUCUGCGUGUGGAUGCUGUGAACACGCACAGAGACAGGCCAGAGAAUGUGAAUGUGCAGCGCAGCACAGAAGAUGCUCUGCAGACGGUCCCGGCUCAUCACUAAAUGUGCACUUCCUGUUCCUGCUGAGACCUCAUGUGACUCACAGUUCAGACCCCUGAACACCAUGUGAACGGUGCUGUUCUGCCACCCUCAAUGGCAGCUUUUUAACAGAUACAUCCUCCUGGAACAUUGUCGUAAACCUUUUUGAAUUUUAAUGUAGCUUGACAUUAAGUGGGUAAAACUAAAGACAAAUGCCAGUAUUAAUGAGUAGAUCCACUGUUUCCGGUGCGAUGAUAAUCGUAAUGUUCAGCAACCACUUCCAUGAUAAUACUUAGUGUACGUCAUGCCGAUUACUGUAUAUACUGCCAUAUGCUUCCAUUGUUUUACGGAAGUUGUUUUUAAUGUGAAUCCAGGAAGAGAAAAAAAAUCAGAUGCUUUCUUUACAAAUGAAUGUUCAUGUUUUGUUUGAACCAUGUUUUCUUUUUCAUGUUUUUUUUUAUAUAUAUAGAUAUCUAUAUAUAUGAUAAAAGUUAGUGCAUCAACAAUUAACAAAGAUUCAUGUAAAUCCUAAACAUUCCAGUGAAGAAACUGACAAAUACACUAUGGAGGAGUGAAAUUACUUUGUAAACAGAUGUGAAACUUGUGAUUAAAACAUUGUUUUCAGUACUGUAAUCCACAAUGUGACAAAUGCAGGCCAGCUGAGUAAAGCUUUUAAGGAUGCCGCUGUGCAUAACCAUUGCAAGAAAAGCUUUGACAAAUCUACCUUUGUUUUUUGUUGUUGAUCAUUUCAUUUGCCACAAAAACUAUUUGUUUUUUUCGGGGUAGUGUGAAAAGAGGAACUGUGCAAACUUUAAUGACACAUUUCAUGUGUGUAAAACAACCUGUGCUACCCUGUUUUGGGAAGAUAGAAGUCUACAUUGUAUGUACCUCAAAUUCAUCAUGUCUCAUCUGUUUCCAGUUGUGGAAGUCUAAUAAAGGUUCAUUAUGUGUGGGAAACAAAAAUGUGUCCUCUGCAUUUUAAAGCAUAACAGAU
This is a messenger RNA of Menidia menidia (Atlantic silverside), 2602 nucleotides long. The record is from the annotation of a GenBank genome assembly. NCBI's taxonomy places the organism in Eukaryota, Metazoa, Chordata, Actinopteri, Atheriniformes, Atherinopsidae.